AUGCCACACAAAACAUCCUCAUUUUGCGCAAACUGGGCCGCGGAUGCCUUUGAAAAGCUGCAACAAGAGAACGGCCAAGGCAUUGAAGGGAUAAUCAAUGCAGCUUGGGCCAUCACACUCUGGUGCUACUCUGGCGACGGGGACUUCUCCUUCCCAUCGGUGAGAAAUCGCACUCAGAGCAGAUGCACCGCUUCGAUAAGUGUGGAGGAGUUAGGCCCAAACUCAAAGCAAAACCCCUUGUCGAACACAGUUGCUGUGUUUGCAUCAUCAGAAGACGCGAUGAACUAUGUCACCGUCGUCUUGAAAUCUUACCUCACAGGACUUGCAUGUACUAUUACAACCGGCCAAAUUGCGUGCACUUUACACUAUAGCGAGCAAGCCAUCGACUCCAAGACAGCUGAUAGAAUUGCCGCAACCUUUUCCCACAUCAUAGACUUGAUCAUAGCCGGCGCGGACACUACGCUGAACUCGGUUGAUAUUGUCAGUGAAAAUGACAUGAGAGAGCUCUGGAGCUGGAAUCAUGCCCAAGCUCCCGAUACCGUGUACAACUGUGCCCAGACGCUGUUUCAGAACCAAGUCAGAAAACAACCGAGAGCGAUGGCCAUUGAUGCAUUUGAUGGCUCCUUUACAUAUGAAGAGCUAGAUCGAUGCUCUGAUCGUAUUGCGCACUAUCUUGUAUCGAUGGAAAUCGGCCCGGAAUCCAUGGUGGCGCUCUGCUUUGAGAAAUCACGUUGGGCCAUCGUUGCCUUGAUGGGAGUCGUCAAAGCAGGAGGCGCCUCUGUCUUCAUCGACCCUUCCAACCCCAGAUCUCGCCGCGAAGAGAUCUUGAAGCAAAUCCCCAACACUGAAUUUGUCCUCACCGACAAACACCACGAAAAGUCGUGGCGGCAGAUGGGCAUCCGACCCAUUGUCAUCUGUGACGAGCUGGUCAAGGGCCUCCGAGAGUUUGGAAUCACGCCACGCACUGGCGUCUGCCCAGAUAACCUUCUCUACAUCAUCUUCACUUCUGGAAGUACCGGUAUCCCCAAGGCAUGUCAGAUAACUCACAGUGCUUUUCUCUCAGGAGCACUGCAGCACGCGGCCAAAUCGAAUCUUGGCCCUCGUAGCCGGGUAUUGCAACUGGCAUCGUACAGCUUCGAUGUCAGCGUACUGGAGAUAAUUACCUCGCUGAUUUCGGGGGCGUGUGUCUGCACCCCUGGCAACGACGCCAUGGUAAGAGGCCUGGCAGAUGUCAUCAAUCAAUACCAGAUCACGUGGACAUUCCUCACCCCCUCGCUCGUGAGCCUCAUCAAGCCCGACGAGGUGCCUACCCUCAAGACUUUGAUCCUAGGGGGCGAAUUGCUCCACAAGUCGGCAAUUCAAACCUGGGCACCUCGACUUCAACUUGUAAAUGGUUACGGGCCAUCGGAAUGCUCCAUUGCAGCUGCUGGUGAUCCUCGAUUGGAUCCAGAUAGCGAUCCCGCCAAUAUAGGGCGAGCGAUAGGAGGUCUCGGCUGGAUCGUGCAGGCGGAUGACCACGACCGGCUUGUACCCAUCGGAGCAGUGGGCGAACUCUUGAUCUCUGGCCCGAUUCUCGCGCGAGGAUACCUUAAUAACCCUGAGAAGACUUCUGAGGUCUUCAUUAAAAAUCCAACCUGGACCAAAGGCGCAUUCGGGCCAGCUGCUAACUUUCGUCGUUUCUACAAAACAGGCGAUCUCGCUCGGUUCAACUCCGACGGCACCAUCCAAUUCAUCGGACGCAAAGAUACACAGGUCAAACUUCGAGGUUUGCGUAUCGAACUGGGCGAGAUUGAGCAUCAUAUUGCCCGAAACCCAUGCAUCAACCAUGUCGCUGUGCAUCUUCCCAAGCAAGGGCCUUGUAGUGACAAGCUCGUGGCAGUCGUAUCCCUCAAGAGCUUUUCAAAAACAUCGCAACCCGGGAACUCCAAAUCGGCCAUCAGUCUGGUCAACAAGGCGGAGGCAAAGGCCCAGCUCGAUGCGGUCAAGAAUCACGUGACCGGAAACGUGCCUGAGUAUAUGAUUCCCAGCCUUUUCAUCGCCAUCGAAGCCUGGCCACUCCUCACCUCAGCUAAGCUUGACCGCAAAAGGAUGCAGAAGUGGCUACAGGAGAUGGAGGUGGAGACGUACCACGGAAUCAUUGGACUUGCCACCCCCCAAAAUGCCACUGGAGACCAACAGGCUGCCCAAGUAAAGGCGAGGCUCACCGAUAUUUUGAGCCGUAUUCUCAAUAUUCCAGCCGACGUCAUCCCAGAUGACAAGUCUUUCCUUGGCUUGGGAGGAGACAGCAUUACGGCUAUGCAGGUCAUGUCUCAAUGCCGAAGCCACGGCAUCUCUCUCACUGUUCGAGAUAUCCUGCGCAGCAAGGACCUCGAUGAGCUGGCGGUUAGUGCCAAAAGCUCUUCCACUGUGUCCGAUAUAACCAGCACCGAGGAGAAGUUUGAUCAUCCGUUCCAGCUUUCCCCUGUUCAACGCAUGUACGCCAGAAAGCUGCGCCCCGAUCACGAGGAGAUGCCCGAAGUACAUUUCAACCAGAGCUUCUGGCUCCGUAUUACCAAGAACACCCCCCGCGCCGUGGUACGGGCAGGUCUAGACGCCAUCGUGUCGAGGCACUCCAUGUUGCGCUGCCGUUUCCACCGGGACGCUUCGGGAAACUGGUCACAGAAGACAUGGGCUCGUGCUGAAGGAGCUUACCGGUUCAAGUGCCACACACUGCGGUCUAUCGAGGAUGCCGGCGUCGUUGCGACCAUUGCACAGAGAACACUGGGUCUUGCGGGUCCUGUCUUCUCGGUCGAUCUUUUGCAAUUGGGGCAAGAACAGUUCCUCUUCAUGGUUGCUCACCACGCCGUUAUCGACUGGGUUUCGUGGCGUAUCCUCAUUCGCGAUCUGGAAGUGUACAUCGGUACGGGCGCCAUAGGAGCAGUGAAGCCUCUACCUUUUCAGAAUUGGAUCAAUAUGCAAGCUGAACACGAAGCCGAAAACGGCGCGCCGGAGAAGACGCUGCCUUUCAAGGUCCCACCGCCGAAUUUUGCAUACUGGGAUAUCGAUGCAAGUAGCAACAUCAUCGCCGAAACUACAGAGCAGACCUUCCGACUAAACAAGGAAACGACGGCUUCGCUUCUAGGCGACCGGCCGCACAAGGCCUUGCGUACCGAGACUUUGGAUUUUCUACUCAGCGCCCUGUUCUCCUCUUUUGGCCGUAUUUUCUCCGACCGCGACUUACCUACCAUAUUCCGCGAGGGUCACGGUCGGGAACCCUGGGACGCAUCCUUGGAUGUCGCAGGCACGGUGGGUUGGUUUACCACCAUGUAUCCUCUGGCCAUCGAAGCGAGCCCGUCGGAGGACGUUAUGAGUAUGCUCAGGAAAGUCAAAGACGUGCGUCACCAGGUCCCAGACAACGGCCGUCCGUACUUCGCAUCGCGUUUCCACAACGAGCGAGCUGCCGAAUUAUUCAAGGACCACGACCUGAUUGAGAUUUCAUUCGACUACCUAGGCCAGUUCCAGACCCUCGAGCGGCCCGACGCUACUCUACGCGUAGAGCCCCGGCUUGAUUUCAUGCCACAGUCGGACGAUAUGGGUAAGAACCUGGACAGACUUUCGCUCAUUGAAAUUACUGCCGAAGUCAUCGAGGGCCAGAUGCAGUACACCCAAGUUGCACCCUUUCCGGAUUUCCCGCUUUUACCAUUGUCAUAUGACGGCCUGGACAAGCUGGUGAAGAACCGUCUGCCACGAGCCGGAAUCACCAACAUGGCUGCGGUAGAAGACAUCUACCCUUGCUCCUCGAUGCAACAGGGCCUGCUCGUUAGCCAGAGCCUCUCCGACACUUCAGUGUAUGAAUACUGCCACGUCAUGGAAGUCCGACCUGGUGGUAGCGGCGCGACAAUCGAUGCUGAGCGGUUUGCGGAGGCAUGGGCAAAGGUGGUUCAGCGUCAUUCUUCACUCCGAACAGUCUUUCUCGAGAGCGCCCAGAGUGGCCUCUACGAUCAAGUUGUUGUCAAGGCGACAUCAAGCAACACGACAAUUGUGCGAUGCAGCAAUGAAGAUGUUGACAGCAUCUUCCAACAAUCCACAGCUGUAGCUCUGAACGACAGGAACCCGCCUCAUCGCCUCACAAUUUGCGCCGUGGCGGAUGAUAAACUCGUGUGUCAGCUACAAAUCAACCACGCUAUUGUGGAUGGCGGCUCCAUUGCAAACAUAUUUCGUGAUUUGUCGCUAGCCUACCGAGGAAAUCUUCCGGACGACUCUGGCUUCAGGUUCGGCGAAUACAUUGGAUACAUUCAGCGCAUGGAUGCGUCAACGUCUCUUGGCUUCUGGACUGAGCACUUACGCGGUGUUCUCCCAUCCAUUGUUCCCCAACUAGCCCCCCUUGAGCAACCGGUUGGCGAGGACAAGCUUGAGACGUUUGAAAUGAACAUGAGUCUUUCGCCAUCCUCCAUUCAAGCCUUUUGCGAGCGCAUGAGUGUCACGCCUGUCAGUCUGUUCCAAGUGGCCUGGGCCAUGGUGUUGAAGGUAUAUACCGAGUCUCCGGAUGUUUGCUUUGGCUAUCUAUGCUCCGGACGAGAUGCCCCCCUGCCAGGCAUUGAAGACGGUGUUGGUGCUUUCCUAACCAUGCUCGUAUGUCGACUUAAUCUGGCCAACGACAUGUCACUUGGUAGCGCUCUUCGGACGCUAGCUGAUGAUUUUGUCAAAAGCCUUCCACACCAACAUGCUGGUCUGGACAAAAUUCAGCACGCGUUGGGGAUGAGCGGCAGUCCCUUGUUCAAUACCCUUUUAUCUUUCCACCGCAAUGAGCACGAGAAGCAGCAAAUGGACGAGGAUGGGAUUCUCAUACAAAGCCUCUCUGUUCAGGACCCCACCGAGUACCCCCUUAGCUUGGAAAUUGGUUUUUCCAAAGACAAACUCACGGCAUGCAUGCAGCACUCGAUUGCUCAUUUAUCCUCGGGUCAGGCUCGGAGCAUUGCCAACACAUUCGAUCAGGCGCUCCUAAACAUUGUCACCAACCCCGACGAGACUGUUGGAGGAGCUGACCUCGUCGGAACAUACGACAUUGACAAGUUCACCGAGUUCAAUGCAACCAAUAUGGCUUUCUCAGACCGUCUAAUGUUUAGUUCCAUUGAGGAACAUGCGCGAUCCCAACCUGAUGCUGAGGCCAUCUCGUCCUGGGAUGGCACCUGGACCUACAAGGCAUUGGAUGAGGAAUCAACGCGGAUUGCCCACCAUCUCCGCAGCUUGGGUGUAGGCCCCGAAAUUAUCGUACCUCACUGCUUCUACAAGUCUGCCUGGGCCGCCAUCACCAUGUUGGCCAUCUCCAAGGCGGGUGGCGCCUUUGUUGGUCUUGAUCCUGCUCAUCCACGUGAUCGUCUGGUUGAUCUCAUGGCAGAGGUGAAGGCUACAAUCAUCUGCGUCUCGCCUGAUACAGAGCCAAUGUUCAAAGACAUGGAGAAUAUCCAGCUUGUUGUAAUUGAGCCGUCCUUUGUGGACAGCCUGCUUUUGAAAGCUGGGUCGCCUUGUCUGGAGCUCAAACCCGACAAUCUAGCCUGCAUCAUUCUCACCUCAGGAACCACCGGGAGGCCCAAGACUAUCGCCAUUGAACACCGCUCCAUGUCGACCAUGUCGGAUCUCAUCGGGCCUCGGCUCGACAUGAACAAGAGCUCGAGAGUCUUCAACUUUGCCUCGUUUACCUAUGAUAUCUCCACCCACGAUAUUUUCGUCACGUGGCAAAGGGGUGGUUGUGUCUGCAUGCCCUCUGAGGAAGAGCGAGUGAACGACGUUGCUGCCGCCAUACGCCGUUUGCGGGCCAACUGGGUUAGUAUGACCAACACUGUCCUCAGUCUCCUUCGGCCUGAGCAAGUGCCGUCCCUCAAGUUCAUCAUCACUGGAGGCGAGCCCGUGGCCAAAGAAACCGUCGAAACCUGGGUGAAUGCGGGAGGGGUUAAGAUGGUCCUUGGCUGUGGUCCCGCCGAAACGACCAUUACCAUGUCUGUCAGUGCACCGAUCAACUCCAACUCGCACCAUCGUAACAUCGGGCGGACGUACGGUGGCAGAACCUGGAUUGUGGAUGUGAACGAUCACAACAAGCUUCUCCCUCUUGGCGCAGCUGGCGAAGUUCUGAUAGAAGGACCGCAGCUUGCCCGAUGUUAUCUGGGCAACCCUGAGAAGACAGCCGAGUCUUUCAUCUUCAACCCCAAGUGGACCCAGGCUAUGGAUAUAAAUGGCGAGACCCGCCGAUUUUACAAGUCUGGCGACAUAUGCAGGUGGAACAGCGAUGGCAGCAUGAGUAUCGUCGGCCGGAAGGACACGCAGGUUAAGAUCAAUGGCCGGCGUGUGGAACUUGGCGAGAUUAGCUACCAAGUGGGGUCUUGUCUGGGCAACAGCCAGGUGAAGGUUGUGGUUGACGCCAUGGCGCUUCCCGGGCUCGAUACACGCGGCCUGACACUUGUUGCUUUUCUACAAUAUCCGUCCGAUUCUCCAAUACAAACGAUGGCCGAUUCGCCGUUGUUGAUGCCAGCCAGCGACGAGAUGGUGCUUGGCCAUGUCGAACUCCAGGAAAGACUCGCAAGUCGUCUGCCGCAAUACAUGGUGCCUUCCAUGUACGUGCCCAUCGCAUCUGUACCGCGCACCCCAAAUGGGAAACUUGAUCGCCGGAGAAUGCACAAAGCCAUCGAAAGCCUCUCCAAAAGCCAGGCUGCUCGUUAUUCACUCGUCGACACGGCAAAGAAAGCGCCUCAAACUGAUACGGAGGCCCUGCUUCACAACCUCUGGUGCAGUGUCUUGACCAUGGCUCCCGAAGCUAUUGGCACCAACGAUAGCUUUUUCCGCCUGGGUGGUGACUCAGUCUGCGCCAUCAAGCUUGUUGCGGCUGCCCGUGAACAGGGCAUGUCACUCAGCGUGCCCUUGAUCUUCAAGUCGCCCAGACUAUCAGAAAUGGCGCUUGCUAUGUCCAAAGUCCAGGAAAGUGGAGAAAACACUGACACUGUCGUCGAAGACAGACCUUUUGAUUUGCUGCCACCUGGAAUGUCUACAUCUAUAGAGCAGAUACGGGCAGAAGUAGCUGAACAAUGUAACAUUGCGGCUUCUAGUAUCGUGGAUCUCUAUCCCUGCACGCCCUUCCAAGAAGCUCUCGUGGGUCUUUCGGCUCGACUUGGUGGCGGCGCCUACAUGGCCCAGAAAGUGUUCCGUUUUACCGAAAAGGACUUCAACAAACAUCAAUUUCGAUUGGCGUGGAGAUCGGUGGUGGCGUCCGAGCCCAUUCUUCGCACGCGCAUUGUUUCCACCAAAGAUGCGGGAACCCUACAAGCCGUCACUGACCAAGAAAUUGAUUGGGUGGAGACGGAGCAAGAACUCGAAAGCUACCUUGAAAGUGAUCUCAAGGUCCCUACAACCUACGGGUCUCCCAUGAUCCGCUUGGCUUUUGUGAACAACAUUGAAGCCCGAUAUUUCGUUUGGUCCGCCCAUCAUGCAGUCUAUGAUGCCUGGAGCGCGGCCAUGACCGUCGCGCAUAUCCGCGGAGCCUUGACCGGACAGGAUGUUCCUAAAUCCAUUCCAUACAAGCAUUUCAUUCGACACCUUGGUCAGACCAGCAGCGAGUCGCACGAUGCAUUCUGGGACUCGCAGUUUCCAGUGACCAAGGCAACCCCCAUGGGAUACCCACCAACGCCUGUGGAUUAUAAGCCUACUGUUCAUGGUGUGGUCAAGACCAUCCUGAAGACCAAGGUCACGGGCCAAGGAACGGUCACUGCUCCCACCCUCUUCCGCGCCGCAUGGACUGUCACUCUUUCGCAAUACAGCGGCAGCGAUGACGUCAUUUUCGCAGCUGCGCUGUCUGGCCGCACGGUGCCGGUUACCGGAAUUGCUAGCAUGCAUGGCCCGACACUGGCCACUGUCCCCGUUAGAGUCGAUCUUCUGGACAUGACCGGAGCUGGAUCCACCGUUCAACAAUAUCUGGAUCAGCUUCAGACACAGACAACAGAAAUGAUGCCAUACGAGCAGACAGGACUAUAUAAAAUCCGGAGGAUCAGCGAAUCGACGCGAGCCGCUGUAGACAGUAUCGGUAGUCUACUCGUGAUCCAAGCCAAUUCUUCAGAAGAUGCAGUUCAAGACUUCAAUGGCAUGGAAUCAGUCUCUCUUGCGCUCGACAAUUUCGACAGCUAUCCCUUAGUCAUGAUUUGCGACACAGACAGCACUGGAUGCGUCACCGUCGAGGCCAGACACGAUGUUUCCAUGAUAUCUGAACAACAGACGCAUCGUAUGGUGAAGCAUUAUGCCUUUGUUCUGGAGCAGCUCUGCAGCAGGCGGCAUGCGCAGCUCACUGAAGUAGUCAAGACGGUACUGCCCAGCAGUGACGAUGUACAUGAGAUAAUGGGCUGGAAUGGAGCUCUGCCAGAAGCCAGCAAGAGGUGUAUUCACCACGUUGUGGCCGCUCGAGCCAAAGAGUCACCACUAGCUCAGGCGGUUUGCGCUUGGGAUGGCAACUUCAGUUACGAGGAGCUGGGGCAAGCGAGCGACAAACUUGCAGCUCAUCUCCAGGGAUUUGGCAUUCACGUCGAAAGCAAGGUCGCAAUUUGCGUAGAAAAGUCCAGGUGGCAUGUCGUUGCCAUGAUGGCCGUGCUCAAGGCUGGAGGAGCAUACACGAAUCUUAACCCAGCUUACCCGGCGUCAAUGCUUCAGCAUGUUAUCGAUGAGCUUCAAGCUACAACUAUCAUCUGCUCUCCCCAGCUGGCCGACCUCUUACCCAGCACUCCCAACAUGGUCAUUCUCGAUAAUGAUUUCAUUGAGCGUCUGCCGAUCCCACUCUCUCCUGUCAUGUCGGCCAUCAGCCCGAGGAACUCUGCUAUGGUUGUCUUCACAUCCGGCUCGACCGGGAAGCCCAAGGGCGUUGUGAUUGAACACGGCCAGUUCAGCAGCAUGGAACGGUAUCAAAGCCCGCAGCUCGGAAUUCAACAAUCGACGCGCACACUGCAGUUUGCAGCGCAUUGGUUCGACAUCUCCAACUUUGAUGCGUUCAACACUCUGAUGAGGGGCGGUUGCUUGUGCAUCCCUUCUGAGUCGGAGCGGCUGGACAACCUCUCUGCCGCAAUCAACAAGUACGGGGUGAAUUGGGCCACCAUGGUCCCCACGGCCGCGGUUGCUUUGGAUCCUGACGAAGUGCCCAACUUGAAGCAUCUCUCGCUGGGCGGGGAGCCAAUUCGUCCCGACCUUCAUGCCCGCUGGAGUAGCCGCGUUCAUCUGAUCAACUCGUACGGUCCCGCCGAAUGCAGCGUUCUCGCCAUGCUCGGGAAACUGACCACCGACGCCUCGCCCCAGAAUAUUGGCUUCGGUGUGGGGUGUCGCACCUGGAUCACCGACAUGCACAACCACGACCGCUUACUCCCAGUUGGUUGCGUGGGUGAGCUAUGCGUGGAGGGCCCGAUUGUAGCGAGGGGCUAUCUCUACAGGCCCGACUUGACUGCACAAGCAUUCAUCACUGAUCCCGGAUUUGCCAGCCAACUCAGCCUCCCAAUGGGCACGCGCAUCUACAAGACUGGCGAUCUAGUGAGGUAUGGUACUGAUGGCAGUUUGAUUUACGUUGGGCGCAACGAUUCCCAGGUCAAGAUUCACGGCCGAAGAAUCGAGUGCGGCGAAGUCGAACACCACAUGAUGCGAAACAGCCUUCCCGGCCACACGGUUGCAGUAGAAAAGAUGUACGAAGGAGACAGUUCGGAGAAGCCGGUCUUGGCUGCCUUCAUCUGUCUGCAGGCUGCUGACCCCACUGAUACCGCAAAACAAGUCGCGAGAGUCAAACCUUUGGAUGCAGAUACCCGGCGUCACGUGGCUCAUCUCCGAGAGCAACUUGGAAUCAGCGUCCCGUCUUACAUGGUUCCAUCACUCUUCAUAACUCUGGACAAGAUGCCAGUCACGCAGACGGGAAAGAGUGACCGCAAGGCUCUUCGAUCACUGGGUGCGCAGCUUACACCGGAGGAGCUGCUGCAGUAUCGCAUGGCGGACGGAGCUGGAGAUGAAGGAAACGAUGUCUUCGCUCCGGCCUGCUCCACGCCAUCAGAGCUUCAACUCCAACUUCUCUGGGCGCAGAUUCUCGACAUCUCCGCUGAUUCCAUCAGGUCCCACGACCACUUUAUUCAGAAGGGAGGCGACUCGGUUCGCGCCAUUAGCAUUGUCACAGCUGUCCGUCAAACGCUCGGUAAAGCUCUGACCGUGACAGACAUCUUCCGUCACCCGCGACUGAAGGACAUGGCGACGAUCCUGGAUGCACAAGACAACAGCAAUGCAAUGACCGGAAACGCUGCCGCUUCGGAAGAAGAAGGAGAAGAAGAAGUGAAAGAAGAAGAGGCAGCAGAGCUUGCCCCAUUCGCACUGCUGGAUGGGGAAGAGGAGGAAAGAAACAACAUCUUGGAUCACGCAUCGGAACAGUGCAAUGUCUCUAAAGAAAAGAUUGAGGACAUCUACCCGUGCACGCCACUCCAGGAGGGGCUCAUGGCCAUUUCGACCUACACCCCAGGCGCUUACGUGGCGACGCGCGUCUUCAGUAUUCCAGAGGCCAUCAAUUUGGGAGAUUUCAAGGCCGCGUGGGCCCGAGCCAUGGAAAUCUUUCCCAUUCUUCGCACCCGCAUCAUCCCAGUUUUGAAUAAUGACCUAUCUUCGGAACCCGUAACAUCAUCUCUGCAAGUUGUGUUGAAGGAACAAGUCAUCGAGUGGGACGAGAUACGAAGCUCAGUCAAGACGUAUCUGGCACAAAACGACAGUUUCCGUUCUCGCGCCAUCGAGUAUGGCCAACCGCUCUCUGCCUAUGCGCUUUCCCAGCGUUCGCGUCGAUUCGUGUGGUCCAUCCAUCAUGCUCUAUAUGAUGGCGUCAGCACUUCGAGAGUGCUCCACGUCGUUCAGAGGCUAUGUAGGGGUGAUCCGGUGCCUGCAUCUUUUCCAGGCUUCAACCGCUUCCUCCUCCAUCUCAGCAAGACCGAUGCCACCAAGUCGGAUCAAUUCUGGCGUCAGGAGUUGGGCGGAGGGGCACCGGCUAGCUUCCCUCGCCUUCCGUACUCUACCUACCAGGCCCAACCCGAUUCCGAGUUCAUCUUCUCUUUUAAUCUGGCGCAUGCUAAGAAAAGGUCUGGGAUCCUGAAGUCGACGUUGAUGAGGUCGGCAUGGGCUCUUUUGUCAGCAAGGUACAUGGAAAGUGACGACAUCGUCUUUGGCGAAACACUUUCAGGUCGCAACAGCGCGGUGGCCAGAGUCGAAGACUUUGUCGGCCCUACCAUUACAACUGUUCCUGUGCGAGUCAAGCUUGAUGGAAAACUCACAGUUGCGCAGUACUUACAACGCAUUCAAGACGGUUCGAUCUCUAAGACCCCCUUCCAACAUGUCGGACUUCAAGCGCUGCGGAAACUUGGACCCGAGGUGCGGGCGUCUCUGCAGUUCAACAAUCUCUUCGAGAUAUUCUCUCAACAACAAGAGGACGGCGAUGCCACUGACCGUAGUAGUGGCGAGUCUCUAAUGGAGAUCAAGGACAGCACUUUGGUGACGGGCUUCUUCAACUCGUACGCGAUUUUCGUCGAGUGCAUCCUACAGAGGGACGAUGGGGUUCAAAUUGAAGUGCGUUAUGACAAAAGCGUCAUUUCUGCUUGGCAGGUGGAGAGAAUGUGCGGCCACUUUGAGCAAAUCACCGCCCAGCUUUGUGUCCCGGAAACCCGACUCUUGGAUGAUGUUGACAUGGCCGGCCCAGAAGAUAUGGCUUUAAUGAACAGGUGGAAUGAAGAUGGCCAGUGGGAGUCGGUCGACUCGACAGUUCAUGAUCUAUUUGCUGAUCAAGUGCGCACACAACCACAUGCGACAGCCAUCUCGGGAUGGGACGGUGAAUUCACGUACGAGGAGCUUGAUGCUGCUUCUACCAUCGUAGCCGAGACUCUGGUGUCGUUAUGGAAUGUCCAGUCUGAGGAUAUCGUGCCGCUGUGCUUCGAAAAGUCGAAAUGGACCAUUGUAGCAGCUUUGGGUGUGCUCAAGGCAGGAGGUGCCGUCACUCAGUUGGGCAUUUCCCACCCCAUGGCGCGAAAAUUGGAGGUGUUGCAAGACACCAAGGCACGCUUCAUCAUCGCAUCUCCAGAGCAAGCCAGUCUGUUCAAUGGCACAUUGAACGAUGAGCAGAUUUUGAUCAUUGGCGAGCAACAGGUCCAGAAACUUGGCGAACACAUACAGAACUUCUCGACGCCUCUUCCACAGGUCAUGCCCAACAAUACAGCCUACGUCCUAUUCACCUCGGGCAGCACUGGUCGAUCCAAAGGCAUCGUCGUCGAGCAUCGCAACCUCUGCACCAGCUCCCGCGCUCACGGUACUGAAUUCGGCAUCAAUUCUGGCACCCGGGUCAUGCAGCUUGGAGCCUAUACGUUUGACAUCAGCUGCGCCGACAUCUUCACCACGCUACAGCGCGGAGGGACCGUCUGCAUUCCAUCAGAAGAUGAGCGAGUCAACGACAUCGCUGGUGCCAUUGAAAAAUACCAAGCAAACUGGAUGUUCACGACGCCUACCGUAGCACAGAUGCUCAUUCCCGAGUCGGUUCCCUCGCUUCGGACUUUAGUCUUGGGCGGAGAGGCGCCGAACAGAGACAAUGUGGAGACGUGGUCCGAGAAGGUCAAACUUUUACUUAUCUGGGGACCUGCAGAGACGACCAUUUACGCGUCUGCGAACCCGCCGGCUACCCUAGAGUGUGAUCCAGCCCGACUUGGACGACCACUGGGAUGCAAGCUAUGGCUUUGCCAUGCCGAAGACUACAACAGGAUAGCGCCUCUUGGAUGCGUUGGUGAAAUAGUGGUGGAGGGCCCCACUGUGUCUCGAGGGUACUUGAACGACAAAGCGAAAACAGCUGACGCCUUCAUUGAGGAUCCUCACUGGGCACUAGCUCAGAACAAGAACAACAAAAACAAGAGCGGAAUCCCACGUCGAAUGUACAAGACUGGCGAUUUGGCCCGGUAUGACGAAGACGGUGUUUUGCGGUACGUCGGCCGCAAGGACAACCAAGUCAAACUGCACGGACAGCGGCUGGAACUUGAAGAAGUAGAACACCAUAUCAUGGCUCAUUCGACAGUGCGCCACGCCGUAACGCAUAUCCCUCGCAUAGGGCCCCUCAAAGACAAGCUCGUGGCGGUCUUGACCUUCCACGGUGUUUCUCCUUUGUCUUCCAGCUCGGACGACAACACAGGCGAGAUAAUGCCACUGAAAAGCGACACCAUGGCUGGAAUCGACAUGGCCGACAUUAGGCAGGGCCUAGUAGAUGGUCUCCCAUCAUACAUGGUGCCUUCAGUUUGGAUCGGUGUUGAGGCUAUUCCUCUCAAUGGCAACAGUAAGAUUGAUCGGAAAAGGAUGAAAGAGUGGUUCGAGACAAUGGACCAUGAGCUCUACGAAAAAUUCAUGCUAGGAGGCGCAUCCAGUGACGAGGACCGAGAUAAAGAAGCAUCGACGCCGCAAGAGGCUGUGGUCCAAGGCUUGGUCCGUCGUGUGUUGAACAACCCUAGUGCCGGUCUUACACGCUCCUUUCUCAGCUUGGGCGGCGACUCCAUCACUGCCAUGCAGUUACGCACCCAGGCUCGCACUAAAGGCCUUGAGUUGACUGUGCAGGAUAUCCUCAAGUCAAAGAGCUUGGAGAUUCUCGCUGCUGCUGCAAAGCCCAUUGGUACCAGCCGUUUCCCUUCGGCAGCAAUCGUGCAACAGGAACAAGCAGAGAAGGGCCGUCACUCAUUCGGCCUAUCUCCGAUUCAAAAACUCUUCUUCGACUCCAUGACCGGGCAUCCGUCCGCACUGCACUCCUUUGAUCAGAGCUUCCUCUUCCAGAUCAAUCAAAAGGUCGAUGUUGCCGCUUUGCGAUGGGCUCUCGAAACGAUAGUAAGCCGCCAUGCAAUGUUGCGGGCCAGGUUCAGAAAGAGUCCCGGUGGGCAAUGGUCGCAGAGCAUCGGCUGUGCGGGCAUGAGCGAUUCUUUUGGCUUUUCUGUCAAAGAGGUCGAAAGUUCUGAUCAGGUUGAGCGAAUAUUGAUGGAGGAAGCUGAUGGCAGGUUCGACAUCGAGCAAGGGCCCAUGUUCGUCGGUCACUUGUUUGAAGUUUCCGGAUCGCAGGAGAAACAGCUGUUGUUUCUUGGAGCGCAUCAUUUGGUCGUGGACCUCGUAUCUUGGCGCAUCAUCUUGAACGACCUCCAAGAGCUCUUGUUCAACGGCAAACUAUCAGCAACCGAGUCACCACCCUCUUUCCAGACAUGGCUGCAGAUGCAGGAGCAAUACGCCUCAUCCCUGAACAUACACGAAGUUCUGCCUUACAGUGCUGCAGUGCCCGCAACCGACCUUGCUUAUUGGGGUAUAAAGGGCCAAUCCAAUACGUAUGGCGCCAUGAUCGAGAAGGGCUUUGUUCUGAACGAGCUGGUCACUUCGAAGCUUUUUGGCUCAAGCAACAGAGCUCUGAAUACGGAGCCAGUCGAUAUAAUGCUGGCUGCACUUAUGACGGCUUUCCGGACUGUCUUUUCAGAGCGUCCGAUACCUGCCAUCUACUCUGAGGGCCAUGGACGCGAAUCCUGGGACACGAGCAUCGACCCGAACGGAACGGUGGGUUGGUUCACGACAAUGAGUCCCGUCUAUCUCGCUUCGCUAUCAAACGAUCUCAAGGAGAAUGUGCGGUUGACGAAAGAUAUUCGCCGCAGCAUUCCAGGAAAUGGCAUGCCUCACUUUAGCUCCCGUUUCCUGGCUCCUGAGGGUGAGGAGAGAUUUGGAAGCUCUGCGCCGGUCGAGUUGCUUUUCAACUAUGCCGGCAAGUACCAGCAAUUGGAGACUGAAGACGCAUUGUUCACCGCAAUCGACAACCAAGUCUGCCGACCUGGUAGCUCAGUUGAGCGGUUUGCCCUGUUCGACAUCUCAGCCGCUGUACGCCAUGAACAGGCCCGCAUCACUAUCAACUACAACGCGAACAUGCAACACCAGGAUCGCAUUUUGCAGUGGGUGGCCACUGCUGAGACAAUGCUGAAGCAGGCGGCCGAGGUUCUGGAUAGCAAUGGCCCUCGGAUUUCCACCAUCAGCGAUUUCCCACAGCUUCAACGCCAUCUAGACCGUGAGAAACUGGCUGCGAUUGAGGAGCUUCUCUUGAAGUCUUCGAUUCCAAUGGACAAUGUGCUCGAUAUGUACCCAUGCACGGCAAUGCAACACCACAUGCUGGCGGCUCAAGAGCAGCAGCACCUCGGUCAAGGAGGGCGAGACGGUCUCUUUGAGGUCGACAUUUCGCAUUACAUCAAAGGAAAAGUCGACAUGGAACGCCUGAAGACAGCCUGGCAGAAAGUGGUAGACCAUCAUUCGAUUCUGCGAACCGUCUUCCUGCCAAUGCCCGGAGACAACCACAGUUAUUUUCAAGUUCUCCUUUCCAAAUACGACGCGCAAAGACCGGUCAUCUCAUGCGUUGACGAGGAAGAUCUCGUAGCGCGUUUGAGGGGCUUCAAAUCAGUUAACUACAGUGUCAAUAGUGGAGACAAGGCUCGACCACACCAACAAUUUACCCUGUUUACCGCCUCCAGUAGGGUUCGUACGCUGGUCGCUUGCAAACUGGAAAUCAGCCAUGCACUCAACGAUGGCAUUUCCACUGGCAUUCUCUUCCGGGACUUGGAUAUUGCGUACCGCGGCCAGCAGCUCAAAUUCGUCUCAAAGGCGUCAGAGUUUGGGGAUUACGUCCUCUGGUCUGAAAAGUUGAAGACACAAGAAUCCGUCAAAUAUUGGCGAGACAUUAUGGAUCAAGGCAACAGCACAUCGACCACCACUCCUAGACUAGGGAGAGUCUCAGGAUAUCGCAAGCCCACGAGGAAAUCGCUCGAAAUCUGCCUAGAUCGUGCUUUGGUCGCCAUACUCCCACAUUUCACACGUCAGCAAGGCGUUACGCUGGCUACCUUCUUCCAAACCGUUUGGGGUUUAGUUCUUCAAUCCACUGCAUCGCCAUCUUCAUCAUUGCCUGUUGGUAAAUGGAGCAGCAGCUCAUCGACUGCCGCCAAAACGACUCAUCCAUUGUCGCCCUUUUUCGGAUACAUGACAGCAAACCGCGACGCCUUCCCAGGAGCCGAGGACAUGGUCGGUCCGUUAACCAACAUGUUAUUGUGCCCCACCAACCUGGACGCCAGUAUGCGAGUGGCUGAUUUACUCAAGAAGAGACAGUCGCAGUACCUGGACGCUCUUCCACAACAAUUUGGCCUCGAGCAGGCUGUCAAAGAAACCAUGCAUGAGCGCGGAGAAAACUGGGAAGGCAGAUUGCCCAGAGGCCUGUGCAGCUCAGUCAUGAGUCUGCAAUAUACUGACACGGACGACGAAAACAUCCCCACCACCAACAACGAGACCAAAGAUUCCAGACAUACUGGUAACUCAAUAACGAGGAGAUCUGUAUCGGACAACCAUUACCAAACCACGAGUACUGGUCCUCAACUCCCAAACAGCGGCAGGAAAAGAAGCCUAGCCAGCGGUAGAAGCGUCAGCACACCACUCAGAGUUGGCAAGACUAGGACCAGCGAUGUUCAAUCCAAACAUGAGAAGGGAGAAGAUAAUCUCGAGCUCCUACCACUGGAGUACGAGGACCCUAACGAUUACGACAUUAGUGUCGGCGUGCAGAUUGCUACGACGCGCCGCAAUGCCAACAGUCAAAACCACCAGCAAUACCUACUUGGCAAGAACAGCCACGACACCAACACCAGCGUACAAAUCAAAGCUCAGUUCGUCUACUGGACUGACGCUAUCAGCGAUGCGCGUGCAGCUUUCAUCAAAAGGUCUUUUGAACGGUGCGCCGCCGAGUUGCGGAUCGCCGUUGUCAUCAACAGCUCUGACAUCAACACACUCCUCUGUUCCAGCCUCUUCUGCUGGACUUCGUGUGUGGAUGCUCAUAAGGCGUGUGGGUAUGGUAUCCGCCUGAAGGAAGGGGGAUUUUGA
Molecule: messenger RNA, 16914 nt
Organism: Parastagonospora nodorum SN15
Lineage: Eukaryota; Fungi; Ascomycota; Dothideomycetes; Pleosporales; Phaeosphaeriaceae
Exons: 7
Coding region: 1-16914 (5637 amino acids)
Biological process (GO): secondary metabolite biosynthetic process; amino acid activation for nonribosomal peptide biosynthetic process
Cellular component (GO): cytoplasm
Molecular function (GO): catalytic activity; phosphopantetheine binding
Source: RefSeq, a predicted model, not a curated record